AUGACUAUGUCUACCAACCAUCUACUGCAGCUUUGCUUGGAGAAGGCUCAAGCCCUUUUUUCCCAACUGCCACCAAAUGCUCAGGAUUACCUAUCCCGCCCAUUUGUUCACAAGGCGAUCGCAUUUGUGACAGCCAUUCAAUCUCUGAGAAUUCUCAACAGGUAUCUAUCCCAAAGGGCGCAGAACAACUGGGUCCGCUCACGUCCUUGGGAUGCAUCCAAAGAGUUGGUGCUUCUCACAGGAGGAAGCAGUGGAAUCGGAAAGCAAAUAAUGCAGGACUUGUCCAGGCUUCAUGUCAAGGUUGUCAUCUUUGAUAUUCAGGAGCCCAAGUUUCCUUUGCCAUCAAACGUGUUUUUCUACAAGGUCGAUCUUACAUCCUCAGCCGCAAUUAAAGAGGUAGCUACCCAAGUACGAAGGGACCAUGACCAUCCGACUGUCUUGAUCAAUAACGCCGGUGUGGGUUUCAUGGGCACCGUCCUGGACAAACCGGAAGAAAAGAUACGCCUGACCGUUGAGGUCAACACCCUAUCCCAUUUCUGGACUGUGAAGGAGUUCUUGCCUAGUAUGAUCAAAAAUGAUCAUGGCCAUAUUGUGAACAUCGCCAGCUUGGCCAGCUUUCUAGCCCUGGGACAAAUGGCCGACUACGCAUCCUCGAAGGCUGGGGCCCUUGCAUUCCAUGAAAGUUUGACCCAGGAGCUCAAGCACUGGUAUGGCGCAAGAAGGGUACGCACGAGUGUCAUCCACCCGUCAUGGGUUCAGACACCCAUGAUCAAUGACCUCGUUCAAAACCGCUCACAGUUUGGACAGCCCAUUUUGACACCUGAAAAGGUUUCCCAAGCAGUGUUGAAGCAACUUGUAAAUGGAAAUGGGGGCCAGGUCGUUGUUCCCUCGUCUCACAGCCUCGCCGCGCUGAUCCGCGGGCUUCCGAACUGGAUUCAGGAACGCUUGCGAGAUCAUGCCUCACAAAGCUUUGUCAGAUUACGGCGCUUGGAGCAAGAGUUGGCAGGCUCGCAAGACUAA
Molecule: messenger RNA, 1020 nt
Organism: Aspergillus pseudotamarii
Lineage: Eukaryota; Fungi; Ascomycota; Eurotiomycetes; Eurotiales; Aspergillaceae
Product: SDR family oxidoreductase
Exons: 3
Coding region: 1-1020 (339 amino acids)
Molecular function (GO): oxidoreductase activity, acting on the CH-OH group of donors, NAD or NADP as acceptor
Source: RefSeq, a predicted model, not a curated record